ACCAACAUUUUUGCGAUAUUCAUAGUGCCUCCACAUCUGUGCUAGUCAUAGAUUGGUUCUGUAAUCCCUGAAUUAUUUGUGAUGUAAAAAUGGCGGCUGUGGUAUUGCAGUGUACUUUACAAGCUGCAAAGCACCAAGUUGGUGCUGCAGCAAGCAUCACUUGCCUUCAUGCAACAUAUUCCACUGAUGUCCGAACCAUAAGAAAUCCAAGUUUAUCUGCACUUAAAAGAGGCACAGGUGGACGAUCGAGUUUCAAUGGCAUUGUUGCAACUGUAUUUGGAGCAACCGGUUUUCUAGGUCGUUAUGUCUGUAAUCGUCUUGGAAAAAUAGGAACUCAGAUGAUUUUACCAUACCGUGGUGAUCACUAUGAUGCUCUUCGUCUGAAACUGGUUGGUGAUUUGGGUCAAGUGUUGUUUGCACCAUAUGAUUUACGGGAUGAAGAAUCAAUUAAAAAAGCAAUUCGGUAUUCCAAUGUUGUGAUCAACUUGGUUGGACGUGACUGGGAAACCAAAAACUUCACAUUUGAUGAUGUGCAUGUAAAAGGAGCAAGAACUCUUGCUCGAUUAGCUAAGGAAGCAGGAGUCGAAAAAUUUAUCCAUGUGUCAGCGCUGAAUGCUACCAGCAACCCAAAGCCUAUUAUUAUCAAGACUGGUUCCAAAUUUUUGAGAAGCAAGUACUACGGAGAACUUGCUGUGAAGGAAGAAUUUCCAGAAGCUAUAAUCAUAAAACCAGCCAUAAUAUAUGGACAAGAAGAUCGCUUCCUUCGUUCGUAUACUAAAUUCUUGCGCCACCAGAUGAGAGCUGUACCACUCUGGCAGAAGGGGGAGCAGACAGUAAAGCAGCCUGUCUUUGUGUCCGAUGUAGCAGCAGCAAUUGUGAAUGCUGUCAAGGAUCCAGAUACUGUUGGCAAGACAUACCAAGCUGUAGGGCCCAGGCGUUACCUUCUGGGAGAUCUUGUUGACUGGUUCUUUGCAGUAAUGCGCAAGGAUAGUAAAUGGGGUUACUACCGGUAUGACAUGCGGUUUGACCCUAUAUUCUUAGCCAAGACGUGGUGCAUACAGAAUAUAUCACCUUCGUGGCCUAUUGGUCUUCUGCACUUUGAAGGACUAGAAUUGCAACAUACAACUGACACUGUCCUUCCUGGAGUACCAACACUAGAAGAUCUGGGGGUGACACUUACGAAGAUGGAAGAUCAGGUGCCAUGGGAGUUGAGACCAUGGCGUGCAGGUGCUUACUAUGAUGAAGAGCUGGGAGAAUUUGAAAAGCCACCUCCACCAAAAGAAGCACUUGUAUAGACACAAAGCAGUAUAUUUAUGAUAAGUACAUAAGAUAAAAUGAUUGCCAGUGUUGUAUAUGACAAGAGGUCUGUUAGGUUAAUGAAGUAGACACACUGCUCUACAUUAUAAAUAUCUCUGUAUAAAAGAAGUAUUGUGUUGAAAAUACUUAUGUAUAAAUUAUUAAUAAAAAUAAGAUUUAAGAUAAAAUAUA
Molecule: messenger RNA, 1488 nt
Organism: Cryptotermes secundus
Lineage: Eukaryota; Metazoa; Arthropoda; Insecta; Blattodea; Kalotermitidae
Gene: ND-39
Product: NADH dehydrogenase [ubiquinone] 1 alpha subcomplex subunit 9, mitochondrial
Exons: 7
Coding region: 90-1295 (401 amino acids)
Cellular component (GO): mitochondrion
Molecular function (GO): protein-containing complex binding
Source: RefSeq, a predicted model, not a curated record